Molecule: messenger RNA, 2915 nt
Organism: Aedes aegypti (yellow fever mosquito)
Lineage: Eukaryota; Metazoa; Arthropoda; Insecta; Diptera; Culicidae
Exons: 6
Coding region: 948-2726 (592 amino acids)
Biological process (GO): hemocyte migration
Cellular component (GO): membrane
Molecular function (GO): growth factor activity
Source: RefSeq, a predicted model, not a curated record
CCGUAAAAAACAGCGUGUGCGAUGGAAGCUGAACUGUUGUUUAAUGUUUAUAAAAUGAUUAACGUUCACCUAAGCAUUUCCUAAGGAGAUAUGAUUUACAACAUUUUGCUCUUUUCUACAAGUAUCUCUUCUCAUAUUCAGUGGCAUUGAUCCUGGCUCAGUAAAAGAUCAAGUCGCAUUCAUUCAUGCCAGUGGCGCGAACAUGACUCAGAGUAAACCACGUUGCUUCUCUCAGUCUAGUGUUGUCUAUCGAGCAGGAAAGAUCGUAUUUUCGCGUCUGCGUUUUGUAGUGGUUUUUCGUUCGCAUAUUUUUUUUUAUUACAAAAAUAUUUUUACUCGCUCUGAAACCGGUCGUGUGUCAUUUUUGUUGCCUUUACGAGAUGAGUGGAUGUUUGAUUUUAAAAUGCUAUUGGUGUGCAAUUCUCCUGUCAGUAGUAAGCGAAGUAGAAUCAACCACGGUGUGAUCUGUAGAGAUUGAGCUACGUAAUGAUCAAAUCAAAAAGGAAUCUAAAGGAAGAGCAGGAAGAAAUGAAAAAAGAGUUCAAAUUAGAUUUCACAAGAUCAAAUAUCAUCGGCACGUGAAAGGAGAAAAGUGUGUGAAAAGAAAAUAAAUAAUUAGAAAACCGAAUAUUAUUGAAGAAUGAUUGUUUUAUAUCAUUCACACUGCGCGUUUACGGAGCACAGACAAUUUGAUCAUCGAAUGGUGGUGAUUCACACAAGAGGCCUGAAGAAAAGAAUCGAAUAACUAGGAAAAGUAAAAAUAAAGUGUGCAGUGCCUUCCAAGCGCGAUCGACAAAAGGAGUUGAAGUAAUUGUAUUUAGAAAGGAAGAGCUGUAAUCUGAGAAGCUUGAGAGAAAAAAGAUAUCAUCCAACACGAAUUUCAUUCAUCAGUUAAGUGGACUAAUUUUCAAUGUGUUGCAAUACUCUUUCGAAGCAAGUGUUUUAUAAUGAGAUCAUCAAUAGGUGCAACGAAGAUUUCCACGUUUUUCAUUUUACUUCUGUACCUAUUUUUGAAAGUGAAAAUGUGUUCUUGUUCGCAUCAAACUAGUAAAAGUAUUAAUGACGAUGACAUUAAUUAUUACAACAGCGAUGCGUCAUCCCGAUCAUCAGCGCCUGCAGUUUCAGUGCCGUCGGAUUCGAAAGCAAGUCCUGAUCUCGAAAACUAUGACAUCAAAAAUCAUCGUCGCAGACAUGCGGUCGUAGCGCCAAAUAUACACCACGUGCGCCACGAAAAUCAUUAUGUUAAAAAUCCACAUAUUACUCGUGCACAGCGGGCACUUUAUGCAUACAAAAGUAGUUUGAGAGGUGCGAGCUCUAGAACGGACAACCAUCUAUAUACAAGUCAUCAUCGUCCACGCAGUCAUCAUACAAGAAUGCAUCAUCACUCCAACAAAAAUAUGCAUAAGCAUCAGAGCCGGGGGAAAGGUCGACUCAACUCACUCGUUAGCUCAUCUUAUAAGCCGCCACCGAUGUUUGUGGAGACCAGGUCCAGUCGUAAUAACAUUAGCCUAGCAGACGAUAACCACAAAAGAAAUAGGCGCAUCAAAGAUCGAACAGUAAACUCAUUAGAGCCUCUCUUCAUAUCGACUACAUCUGCCGUAAAAUCAUCAAAGACCACUAUGGACGGCAUCAAAUCAAAUUUUCAGCAGAGGGCUGGUUCUGAUACCUACAGCAAAACUUAUUUUGAAGAAUUACUAAAUACCUACAAGUCACAUUCACCUUAUUACGCGGGUCAUCAAAAAGAUUCAAGUCAAUUGGUGAAAUCACUAUCAGUUACAAGUUCUAAGUGUAGUGAGAAAAAGUGUGAAAAUGAAAAAACCAAAGAGGAUUCUGAAUAUUAUUACUAUGAUUAUGAAGAUGAAGAUGAAGAUGAAGAUGAUGACGAUUAUGAUGAAGAUGUUGUUGAUAAUGCAGAAGCACAAGGUGAUGCUGGAUAUAGUACAACGGCAAGACCAAUUUUCUUGGAAUUAGAAAUUACGAAUAGUAGUGAAGUAUUGUUAUCAAAUAAAAAUAAUAAAAAUCAUUCACAACAUACAGAUAAGAUUGGAAGCACGGACACCGCAUUUGAGUCAUCCACAGAAAGGAUUUCUGCGAAAAAAGAAUCACAAAAAGCAGAUGCAUCUCGCUUGGCAACAUCCCACAUAGCCAAAAUUAGGCGUGAAGGUUCAUGCUUUACACCAAAACCGAAAAUGAUCUUAGCAUCAAACGACCCUUCAAAGCAGUAUACUCCUCAUUGUACUAUACUUCAUAGAUGUGGUGAUGAUGUUGGAUGCUGCCUUCCAACCCAGACAUGUGCUGCAUCUAAAAAUUCAACGGUGGAACUUUAUUUUUUUGUUCAAACUGUUGGAUCAAGGCCAUCAAUUGAAAGACUGAGUUUCAUCAAUCACACUGAAUGUGCGUGUUUUAGUCGCAAUGAUUCACCACAGGGGAGAAUGUCUCCAACAUCAACAUCAUCACCUCAGAUGACUGCGCCAAUUUGUGCUUGUCCCUCAUUGUUCCAACGAGUAAUCGAUGAUGAAAAUCGUUGUAUUUGUGAUUGUUCUUCUAGUGAUACGCAGUGCGACCAAUUCAAGCGUGGGUUAGAACAUUUUUCUAUGGAAAAUAGGAGGUGCAUAAAAAAUGGACACUGCAAUGAACCGUUAUGUGAAUAUGGACACUAUAACAAAGCAAAAGGAAAAUGUCCUACCAGAGAAGAGAAAUUGUCUAUGGUUCACAGGAGGUUUUGAUUUAUUGUUAGAUUUAUGGAUUUAUGUAACGGUAGUUACCAGUAUUGGAUAAUUUGAGACGAUUCCUCAUUUUUCGGGGUAAAAAUUGCAUUGCCAAUGAACGAUUCUUUGUUAGGGUGGUAAUAUGAAUAAAGGUGAUAAAAUGAACACCUGGCCAAACAAUACAGAGACACCUGGCCAAACAAUACA